AUGCCAUUCUGUAUGAAGAUACCACUGGCCAUUAUGUUAUGGAUAGUACCGUUACUGCUGAUCCCUUUGUGUUCUGCGAAUAGUAAAAACAGCAGCAACAAGGUGAGUUUGAUUUCUUAAAUUUCAAAGGAGCAGGACUUAAUUAGAUAUCAGUGAUUAAUCGAGAAAGUGAAUGGUCGAUGAUUGCCGGCAUGAUUUACCAGAAAAAAAGGAAUGAAUGAGGAUGGAAUCAAUGAAAGUAUGAGAAUAGUUUUUUUUUGAUAUCUAGACAUGUUUCAGGCCGCUUCACUUUAUACAUAUUAAUGGUAAAAUUCAAAAUCGAAAUGGAUAGUCCACUAGUCGAGCGCGAAUAAUGCAAAUUAACAGGAAAUGAAUAGUUGAACACCAAUAAUAUGAUUAGUAGUUGAUUUGUUGCUCAACUGAACGAAUGAUGGACUUGAUAUAUGUCAGUGAGUGAGUGAAUCUAGCAGUGAGCGUCAUGUAGCGUCAGCGGCCUAAAGUAGACUCUUUCUCGCGAGUCUUGUUUUACUGUUCUUAGCUUACACCGGCUUUUAUUUAUUUACUUAUUUAUUUAUUUAUUAUUAGUUAAAAUUUAUUGUCAAUUAUUUAUUUACUUCUUUUUCAAAUGUUAUUCAAGGAGCAAACAUACCAAGUGCAUAAAUUCCAAAUCAAAGAGAAUGAAUGAUGCAUUGAUCCUUUAUUUUUUUCAAAUUUCUUCAACAGAAUUCACAACAUGGCUGUUGUGGUUACUCGCCGUGUUUCUGCGCACCGGGGAUACCGGGCAUCCCAGGAAGCCCGGGACCCGCGGGACCAGCUGGUAUAACGGGAUCACCCGGGAAUAACGGACCCGAAGGAUCUAUGGGUCCACGAGGAGUCAAAGGCGAUGAAGGACCCCGUGGAAAACAGGGACUUCCAGGCCCCAAAGGAGGUACAGGGUCAACGGGUCCAGCAGGCAAACUCGGAAGCAAGGGUGAUGCAGGUCCCCCUGGAAGCCAAGGACCCCCUGGUCCCAAGGGACCACAAGGACCCUCGGGUCACGCUGGAAAGAAAGGUGAUACAGGUCCUCCUGGAAGUCAAGGUCCCUCAGGUCCCAAGGGGGCUCCAGGGUCUUUUGCACGUAAUUGGAAACAGUGCGUUUUCAAGGAUCUGAACGAUGGCAGGGACUCUGGAUUGGUCAAGGUAAAUGCUAAAGUUUGCCUCGGAAUAAAAAGUUUGACAGUACUUGGGUUUUAUUUAGAACGAUAGAAUUCCAUUUGAAGGUCCUGUUCGCAAAUUUGCUUGGACUAACUAGAACCAGUAGCCCGUGCUGCUCAUUUCUUUAAUAAGUUAUUUCUUCUGCUUCCAACAUGAUGGAAAAAAGAAGAAAAAUCUUGCAAACAAAUGAUAUUAUAAAGCACUGCUCAACAGUUUUAAUGUGAUUGGUAACACCAUCACAGGAUUUUGUCCACAGAUUCAAGUGUCCGUUUACCGUACCUUCAUUGAAAUCUGUCAAGUUCCAGGCGUACAAAAGUGGAGUGGUACCCUCUCAUUGUUUUUCUUUUCCUGCUCAAUUUUCUUUGCGCCUUCCGUACCAUCUGCAGGCCAGGGACAGGCAGCUACCCACCAUGUACUACAGCAUGAAAAAGUGCCAAAUUAGGGCACGCGAAUUCUGAAUUCAAUUCAAUUCAAUUCAAUUCAAUUUUUGAAGUUGAAAAGCCAACUGAUGUUUGCAUUUUUCGCUGCCGUAAAUCAUAUUGGCGGACCUCGAAGGAAACCGAAGUUUACGAAGUGAUUUGUGAUUAGUGAAUUUCGAUCAAUUUGUGUGUUUCUGUGUUUUAAGGUUCGUUGUUUGUGUUCGUAAUUAUGAUUGGCGGCAGCAAAAAACGCAGUUGGGAAGGCGGCUUUUAAAAUUCAGAGUUCGCGUGUUUUUGAAAAGCACAGAAAAAGAUGACCCUGAGAAUCUUGAAUUUGGUUGCUCUCUUUUUCAUUUCCAAUCUUUUCAACAGGAAUGUAUUUUCAAGAAGACGUCAGACAACACAGGGCUGCGUGUCUACUGGAGUGGGCACCUCCGCAUCUAUAACUGCAACAGCUGUUGUAGGCGAUGGUAUUUCACCUUUAAUGGCGCAGAGUGUUCGGCCCCAGCAGCUAUUGAUGCGACAGUCUAUAUGCAUCUCGGAGCUGGCAGCAGAAUAAACAAUUUGUACCGCCCACGUCACGUCGAAGGAGUUUGCGAUAAAAUUCACAAAGGCACUGUGCGCGUGGGAUUCUGGGUCGGCAACUGCUCAGGUUACGGUUCUGCUAAUGCGGCCACAGGCUGGAAAUCAGUGUCCCGGAUCUACGUGGAAGAAGUACCUCCCCCUCAAGUUUAA
Messenger RNA from Porites evermanni, 2348 nucleotides. The record is from the annotation of a GenBank genome assembly. Lineage: Eukaryota; Metazoa; Cnidaria; Anthozoa; Scleractinia; Poritidae.